This is a messenger RNA of Anarrhichthys ocellatus (wolf-eel), 749 nucleotides long. Its product is annotated as cell wall protein DAN4-like. The record is from RefSeq and is a predicted model, not a curated record. NCBI's taxonomy places the organism in Eukaryota, Metazoa, Chordata, Actinopteri, Perciformes, Anarhichadidae. The annotation marks the transcript as partial. The transcript has 5 exons.
CAACAACAUUGUGUUAGAGAAGAAAAUGCACACCUAAUGUUUAUGGUUUGGCUUUGUUUUCAAGAUGAUUGAAGAUUUCAAGAAUUUGCCCACGGGAAGUUAUGUUUCAAGAAAAUGAAGACGAAAUCAUGAAAGCUUCCAGCUCUUGUUCUGAUGGUUCUUCAUGUCGGCACAUGUUUGCCUCCGUUGUCAGAGCGAAGAAGCCAGGCCUACAUGUCAAAAAUCGACACUGGUUUCACAUACUUCUGCUGGUCGUCCUAUUGGCAGCACAGGCUUCCUGUAAUGAGACCUCUGCUGCUCCUUCCCCUUUUUCCAUUACUACAACAAAUGCACAGACGUCAGUAUUCUACUAUGUUGUUGUCACUGUGGAUGUCAAUGGACAGAAGAAUGAAUCAGAAAUCAUUGCCUGGCUUAGCCUGGUGUUCCAAAACGAGCUGCAGAGCUGCGUGUCUCCAAACCAUGAAGAAACAACUGCCAGCCCUACCUCUCCACAAACUACAUCUGCAAGUACUUCAAAUGAGACGACGCUCAUGACGACAGCAACAACUACACCUGCAACAACACCAGUGUUAGAAAUCACCAACACAACUACACCUGCAACAACACCAGUGUUAGAAAGCACCAACACAACUACACCUGCAACAACACGAGCAUUACAAAGCACCUCCACAACUACACCUACAACAACACCAGUGUUAGAAAGCACCUCGACAACUACACCGGCAACAACAACGUUAAAAAGCACCACC